This is a messenger RNA of Pseudo-nitzschia multistriata, 1475 nucleotides long. The record is from the annotation of a GenBank genome assembly. NCBI's taxonomy places the organism in Eukaryota, Bacillariophyta, Bacillariophyceae, Bacillariales, Bacillariaceae.
AGAUCCAAUUUCAAACCCAGGAUAUCAAAGCAUCAAAAUUAAAAUAGAGACAUUAAUAAACGUCGCGAUUACCAGCCACCAUGUCUUCCUCCGAAUUGCAAGAAUCUUUCCUAAACUAUCGCAUUGCCGCCGACUUUCUUUCGAAAAGACUCGCUACAGCAGGGAUUUCAUUACCAUCGGUCGGCAUUAUUUGUGGCUCCGGGCUUUCAGAACUGUCGAAUGCAUUGGAGGGCGAUAUAGUUUCGAUCAAAUACAGUGAAAUUCCAGGGUUUCCGGCCCAUUGUACAGUUGCUGGGCACAAGGGCGAAAUAGUUUUUGGAAAGUUGAGUGGGGUCCCCGCAUGCUGCUUCCGAGGACGAUUCCAUUCAUACGAGGGCCACGAUAUGAAAACGGUUGUCCUUCCUGUGACGGUUAUGAGAUGUCUUUGUGUCAAGUUGGUCAUUGUGACGAAUGCUGCGGGAGGUUUGAACUCAGAAUUGGCAGUUGGCGAUGUCAUCUGCGUCAGCGACCAUCUUGCUAUCCCUCAGUUGGCUGGGAACAAUCCAUUGGUUGGGCCCAAUGAUCAUGAUCUCGGACCAAGAUUUCCACCCACGAGCAACGCAUACAACGAAGAAUUGCGUAAGACUGCGAAAGAAGCGGCUGAGGAACUGGGAAUGAAAUUUUUGAGAACGCAUGGAACUUAUUGCUUUGUAUCAGGACCCAUGUACGAAAGCAAAGUACGUAAAAAACCAUAUCACACGUGUCAUUUCCUUUUGCUUCGAAUGUAUCAGAUGACAAACCAAACAAAGACUAAUGUUGUGUCUUCCUUUCUCUCUCGUUUGCUCUAUUUUGAUUUGGACGCAGGCGGAAUGCCGAUUUCUUCGGACUUUGGGGGGCGGUACGUGAGGAGUAAUCUUCAUCAUUUUACUGUAUUUGUUCUCUGCAUCAUAGGUAUUUGUUCUCUACUUUUUCGUUCUUUUACAAAAAUGCAGACAACUGAUUCGUGUUACUUUUUGUAAAACGCCCUGAUUAUUUUGCUUUUUUAGAUUGCGUUGGAAUGAGUACAAUUCCAGAGGUUGUCACUGCUCAUCACUGUGGCAUCCAAGUCCUCACUCUGUCAUUGGUGACCAACAUGGUUGUAAUGGAGGGAGACGAAGGAGCUCCCGUAGCAAAUCAUGCAGAAGUUCUUGAGGCUGUCGGCAAACGUUCCGUGCAAAUGCAGGAGCUGGUAAAGAAAAUCAUCGAAGUAUUGAAUAGGGAAAAGUUGCACCAAAUAGAGGAGUUGCCAGCUGUAAAUUUAGAACAGGCGGUCAAUCAGUAUAGAAGAAACAAAAGAGCUGUUUCUAGGAUCGGGUUUGAAAAUGUAUUUAUUCCAGCAACUUUGGCAGCAAUCUUCUUUUCUACUAUUGCGUUUAGGAUGGCUCGGGGAUCGGCGUGAAUUCUUUAUCUCGUCCUUUUUGAAAAGUAGAUUGUUAAGCUAAUUUAAAGCCAAAAUU